Messenger RNA from Linum trigynum, 1151 nucleotides. The record is from the annotation of a GenBank genome assembly. NCBI's taxonomy places the organism in Eukaryota, Viridiplantae, Streptophyta, Magnoliopsida, Malpighiales, Linaceae.
AACAUGUAAAAAAAGGCAUAAACAUUAAACCAUUAAACAAUUAUCUUAAAUCUUACAUUUUUGUACUUGGUUCUCAAGUAAAUAAUUUAGUACAAAAUAACAAAAGUUCUUAUGCUGGGCUCAGGGGCUAUGCUCGGCUCUGCCUUAUGUAAACGGUAAACCUGCAAAAAUUAAAACUAAAGCAAACUAAUUAGUAAUUAUUUAUUAAUAAUCAAACAAUUGAAUUAAAUUAAUUACUUGCUUUGCUUCAUCAAUUAUUCAAUGACAAUUGAGUAUUGACAAUUAUAGUAUUAUACAACACAAUUCUUUCAUCACUUCACUGUUGACCAUCAAUCAACCGCUCCGCUAUCAUGCUAAUUAAGUAAUUAUUAAAAUUAUUCAAGUAACAAACAUUGUUGAAUCUAGAGAGCAAAGGUGAGUUACACACCAUAAGCUAAGCUUCACCAAGAAACAAUUAGGUCUCUGCCAUUAAAAUGAGUAAUGAAAAAAAAAAAAAAAUUUGGUUUGCUGGACGGCUGGACCUGGUCGAGACAAGACAACUCACUCACCAGCUGUUUUACUUUUACUGUUUUACAAUCCUCAUUCCUCAGUUCCUCACGUCAUUAAUAUUCAUUAAGCAAAUGCAAAAGUGGAAAACAAAUACAGAUUACAGAGUGAACUGUGAAGGGACGGUGAGCAGCCCACAUGUCUAAUUUACAUGGCCAGUACAGACACCGGAGAAGGGACGUUAACCGGGAGAAGAUUACCUCUAAAGUUGACGGAGAGCCGGAGAAGGGACGGCGACGGUCUGACGGAGUUCAACGGACAGCGGAGCGGCGAUGGGAGAAACUCGCCGGCUGCUUCGACGGGGUUCGAGUUCGACGGCUAGCUUCGACCAACGACGAUGAACAGGGUUCGACGGCUGGCUUCGACGGGGUUCGAGUUCGACGGCAGGCUUCGACCAACGACGAUGAACAGGGUUCGACGGGGUUCGAGUUCGACGGCUGGCUUCGACCAACGACGAUGAACGGAGGAGGAGGGAUCGGCGGUCGUUGACUCGAGGUUUGAUUGGGAUUUGGCUGGCUGGCUUAGAUCGUUAGGGAAUUAACAAUUAGGGCUUUUUAGUUUUUAGGGUGGGUGAUUUACGGUGAAAAUCAAUUAUGAGUUUAUGA